Phaeoacremonium minimum UCRPA7 is the source of this 444-nucleotide messenger RNA. Its product is annotated as putative myosin regulatory light chain cdc4 protein. Gene Ontology annotation, molecular function: calcium ion binding. Gene Ontology annotation, biological process: mitotic actomyosin contractile ring assembly. The transcript is spliced from 3 exons. The record is from RefSeq and is a predicted model, not a curated record. Gene Ontology annotation, cellular component: myosin II complex. Lineage: Eukaryota; Fungi; Ascomycota; Sordariomycetes; Togniniales; Togniniaceae. The coding region runs from base 1 to 444 and encodes 147 amino acids.
AUGGCUUCUAACCAGUACGACGCUCAGGCAUCAACAAAUUACAAGGAGGCUUUCUCCCUGUUCGACAAGCGCGGCAAUGGCCGUGUCACGAUCGACAGCCUCGGCGACCUGCUACGCGCCUGCGGCCAGAACCCCACGAUGACCGAGAUCCGGGACCUCGAGAAGAACGUGGGCGGUGACUUUGACUUUGAGACCUUCCAGCGCGUGCUGAACCGCCCCGGCGGCUUCCGCGACCCCGGCGAGCCAGAGGAGUACUGCCGCGGCUUCCAGGUGUUCGACAAGGACAUGACGGGCUUCAUCGGCGUUGGCCAGCUCAAGUACAUUCUGACGAAUCUCGGCGAGAAGAUGACCGACGAAGAGGUGGACGAGCUGCUCAAGGCCGUCGACACCAGCUCCGGCCAGGUCAACUACACUGACCUCGUACGAACCAUUCUCGCGAACUAG